AAAAACCCUGCGAAAAAUCCAAGAGACCCAUGCCUCCCGCUGAAGUCUAAAACCCUACCCUGUGUGCUGCUGUUUUCGCAUUUGCAACAAAGCUUAAGCUGUUCUACUCAGCGGUAUUCCUGCUGAACUCAGUCCCCGUUCAAUCUCGCCGAAAUGGAGAAAAUCAACACCGCAAACAAACAGGUUCUUGUCGAAAUAGUGAAGAUGGCACAAAAACGAGCAAUGAAGGGUUCUAAAGGAAGCUGGAAGGAGUUCUUAAAUUACCACGAUAGGAAGUUUGGGGCUUGUUUAAGUGACCCGUUGAGAAGAUCUGUGGAUGACUUGGUCGCUUUUUUGAAAACCUUUACCGUAGAGGAUGAUUUGAAGUAUUUUGCGAAAGUAAUGCAAUGGCAUUCAAACCGUGAGGCUGUUGAGCAAUUCAAGAAGCAAUCUCCGGUUGAUGAAUCCUCUGAGCAGAGGCUGGUCCGUCUGACUAUUGAACACCCAAAUUACCCCGUAUAUUAUUUGUUCCCAUCUCAUGAAGAGGAAUGGAUGGUAACAAAUCUCAACAAAAAAUCAAAGGCAAGGAGAUCAACUGAAAUGGUUGCUAUUGAUUGUGAGAUGGUUCUCUGCGAAGAUGGCAGUGAAGCUUUGGUGAGGGUGUGUGUUGUGGAUCGCAAUCUGCAGGUCAAACUUCAUGAAUUUGUGAAGCCCAACAAAGGAGUGGCUGAUUAUAGAACGAAGAUCACUGGUGUUACUGCAAAAGAUUUGGAUGGAGUCACUUGUUCUUUAGUAGAUAUACAGAAAUCUAUGAAGAAGAUAUUGUCACAUGGAACUAUUUUGGUUGGCCAUAGUUUGAAUAAUGAUCUUCAAGCGUUAAGGAUUGAUCAUGCAAAAGUUAUUGAUACUUCUCUUAUCUUCAAAUACUGGGAUCAACCUCUUUCUAGAAGACCUUCAUUGUAUGAUCUGUGCAAGUCUGUAUUGGGAUAUGAAGUUCGGAAGAAGGAUGCUCCACACAAUUGUUUGGAUGAUGCUCGCGCUGCAAUGAGACUUGCUCUUGCCAAGAUAGAGCGUGGAUUUGAUAAUGACAUUCCCUUGGUUCAUGAGGAUGUAGGUUUGGAGGCUGAGACCGAAAUGGCAAAGCUUCUUUUGCACAGAAUCCCUGUCACUGUGCCUAUUGAAGAAUUACAUGAUAUAAUUCCUGGGAACUACACAAUUGAAUUGCAGUCAAAUAAAAAAGCGAAGGGAGAAAAAUAUUCUGCUUUUGCUAUCUUUAAAAAUCCAGAAGAGGCACAUCAAUCAUUCGAAAAUGUUGUUAGUGACCAAAACAAGGACUCGUCUGGACGGCCUCAGAAAUACAUCUUAUUCCAACUUAGCACAGGAGUGACUGCCCGGUUAUGUGUUCGCAGAAUGACAUGUGGCCCCCUCCGUGAUGUUCCAUCAAAGAAGAGAUUAUCCCAAGUUGAGGAGCCCACGGGUGAGUCAAAGAAGUUAAAGACAGGCCAAUGCAUUGAAGAUUCAACGGAGAUGAAUGCAGACUCGAAUUUAUGUAAUGAUCACGAGGAAGAGAUUGAAAGAUUGAAGCAACAACUCAAGCAAAGGGAUCAUGAAAUAAAUAGCUUGCACAAGAUCAUUGCAGCCCUUACAAGGAAACAAGGUCUCUAAAUAUAAGAAUGGCUGUGGAUAUGGUGCUGUUUUUUGCAGUGCAAUAUUAUUGUUGUCCUCCUGACAGUGGGCAAAGGAGCGGACACUUGAUGGCAUGGUAAAGAGUAACACUUCGGUCCACGAAAUUCAGGCAACGGCAGAAUGCUCUGCUAAAUUCGGGAGGAGAUAGGGAAUGAGAAAUGGCAGAAGUGUCAAAUUUUUGGGGUAGCCACUUUUUAAGAAUUUGGAAAUUGUGGUGCUGACUGAUCCGAGGUUGCUCCUGUUCAAUGUUUUAAACGUUUAUUAUAACUUAAGAAUUAAAGUUAAACAAACGAUUUGCUUUAUUAGCAAUGACAUAUGUAAUGUUUUGAGGUCACUGUCUUAUGAAUUCUUUUUUAAAGAUAAAUAUAAAUAUGUGAUUAGUUGUUAAUUAAA
Messenger RNA from Malania oleifera, 2058 nucleotides. RefSeq names its product small RNA degrading nuclease 1. The record is from RefSeq and is a predicted model, not a curated record. NCBI's taxonomy places the organism in Eukaryota, Viridiplantae, Streptophyta, Magnoliopsida, Santalales, Ximeniaceae. Gene Ontology annotation, molecular function: exonuclease activity; nucleic acid binding. The transcript has 12 exons. Gene Ontology annotation, cellular component: nucleus. Bases 154 to 1644 code for a protein of 496 amino acids.